CCCAAGACCAUCACGCUGGCCGAGUGCCAGGAGCACAUGAGCGACAAGGACUGCUGGCUGGUGAUUGAUGGAAAAGUGUAUGAUGUGACCCCUUUCCUGGAUGAGCACCCCGGCGGCUUCGACACGCUGGUCAGCAACUCAGGCAAGGAUGCGACCGAGGACUUUGAGGAGAUUGGGCACAGCCGCGCAGCCAAGGAGAUGCUAACCAAGUAUUACAUCGGAGAGUUUGCGGUGAGGCCCAUC
Chlorella variabilis is the source of this 243-nucleotide messenger RNA. RefSeq lists its product as hypothetical. The transcript has 2 exons. The record is from RefSeq and is a predicted model, not a curated record. Gene Ontology annotation, molecular function: heme binding. Lineage: Eukaryota; Viridiplantae; Chlorophyta; Trebouxiophyceae; Chlorellales; Chlorellaceae. The annotation marks the transcript as partial. Gene Ontology annotation, cellular component: membrane; intracellular membrane-bounded organelle.